CCUAUUCCUUCAUUAUGUCCGAGAACAAGAUUCAGAGCGAAGACCUUUUGGCACACAAGUGGGAUCGCGUAAUCUCCAACUUUGUGGUCAAGACUGGCUUAGGUUUGAGUGUUGGAAUUGUCGCAUCGGCCUUGUUGUUCAAGAAGCGUACAUGGCCUAUUGCUAUCAGUACCGGAUGGGGUUUCGGUGCCGCCUAUGCUGAUGCCGAGCGUGUGUUCCAUCCUCAUCAUGUACCCGGUGUUGAGUUCCAUAAGGAAGAACCCUCUGUUUAGACUUUAUUAAAAAACAAAACAAAAACAAAAAAGUAACACCAAGAAGACGACUGUUGGCUAUAUUUACACACAUACACACACACAUCAACUUGGCUUAAUGUGGCAGAUUUUUUCUGCUUAUAUAUUGUGGAAGAAGGGAAAUUUGUUUUAUUGACUUAUCGACAGGGUCACCUCAACCCCCAGCCAUACACAUUAUCUGGGUGUAUCUGUAUCUGUAUAUGUUUGUGUGUAGUUUGUACCAAAUUGAAUUAACAUUAUUGUCACAUGACAUACUGU
This is a messenger RNA of Phycomyces blakesleeanus NRRL 1555(-), 548 nucleotides long. RefSeq lists its product as hypothetical. The coding region runs from base 15 to 272 and encodes 85 amino acids. Gene Ontology annotation, cellular component: MICOS complex; mitochondrion; mitochondrial inner membrane. The transcript is spliced from 4 exons. The record is from RefSeq and is a predicted model, not a curated record. Lineage: Eukaryota; Fungi; Mucoromycota; Mucoromycetes; Mucorales; Phycomycetaceae.